Messenger RNA from Nerophis lumbriciformis (worm pipefish), 1869 nucleotides. The record is from RefSeq and is a predicted model, not a curated record. NCBI's taxonomy places the organism in Eukaryota, Metazoa, Chordata, Actinopteri, Syngnathiformes, Syngnathidae.
AUGGAGCCAUUUGGGGCCCUUCUUGGAUUUUAUGCAUGUUUUGCUUUAAGUGGACUGAUGUUUGCUGCCUAUAAACUUGGUUUGCUGUACCAGUUGUUCCACAAGACUGAGAUAAACAGCCCUCGACAUGGCGGUGAAAGUGUGGCAGAGGUCCUGCGCGCCCACGGGAUCAAAUAUGUCUUCACUCUGGUCGGUGGACACAUCUCGCCCAUCCUGGUGGCCUGUGAGAAAGUGGGUAUUCGGAUUGUGGAUACAAGGCACGAAGCCACAGCUGUCUUUGCUGCUGAUGCUGUGGCACGACUUUCAGGUACCGUUGGUGUAGCUGCAGUGACUGCUGGUCCGGGUCUCACUAACACUGUGACAGCAGUUAAGAACGCUCAAAUGGCGGAAUCACCUUUGUUGCUCAUGGGAGGGGCUGCCGGUACACUUCUUCAGGGCAGAGGAGCGCUGCAAGACAUUGAUCAAAUGUCUCUUUUCAAGCCUCUGUGUAAGUUCUGUGCCUCUAUCAGAACAGUUAGAGAAAUCAUACCUGUUGUCAGAAAGGCGCUGGCUGUCGCCCAGUCUGGAACCCCUGGGCCUGUUUUCAUAGAGUUCCCUAUCGACACUCUGUACCCUUUCCAUCUGGUGUCCAGAGAGUUUGCAGUUAAAAACCCUCCCAAAGGCCUGAUGGGCAAAAUUGUCUCCUGGUACCUUAACAAUCACCUCAUGAACAUUUUUGCUGGUGCCUGGGAGAGAAGGGAUGUUUCACCUCUUCUUGUUGACAUCCCACAAGCCACAGAUGAUCAGGUUCAAAAGUGUAUUGAGCUGGUGAGCCGAGCCAAGAAGCCUGUAAUCCUUCUUGGGAGCCAAGCCACUCUACCACCAACACCAGUUGAGGAGAUCAGGAGUGCUUUGGAGGACUUGGGCAUCCCUUGCUUCCUAGGAGGCAUGUCCCGAGGCAUGCUUGGUAAAGACAGCCCUAUCCACAUUAGACAAAACAGACGUGAUGCUCUGAAGGUGGCUGAUGUUGUGGUCCUUGCAGGCACAGUGUGUGAUUUCCGUUUGGGCUACGGCAAAGUUUUGAACAGACGUAGCAAGAUCAUUGCUGUCAACAGAGACAAGAGGCAGCUGCUCAAAAACUCUGAUAUGUUUUGGAAACCAACUGUAGCUAUUCAAGGUGAUGCUGGUUCCUUUUUGGUACGACUUUCCAAGGGCUUAAAGGGCCAUCACUGUCCAGAAGAAUGGCCUCAAAGUCUCAAAGCAGGAGAUGUGACCAAAGAAAAUAUAAAUAGAGCUAAAGCCAAUGAGAAGACAGAGCAUCACCUUAACCCCCUUAAAGUUCUACACAUGUUGGACGAGCAGAUGUCAGAAAACAGUAUCAUUGUAGCGGACGGCGGGGAUUUCGUAGGAAGCGCUGCUUACAUCAUGAGGCCGCGUGGACCACUGCGCUGGCUCGAUCCAGGUGCGUUUGGGACGCUGGGUGUCGGAGGAGGAUUUGCGCUAGGUGCAAAACUUUGCCGGCCUGAAUCAGAGGUGUGGAUUGUCUAUGGUGAUGGUUCUCUAGGAUACAGUGUUGCUGAGUUCGACACUUUCACCAGACAUAAGACACCAGUUAUUGCUGUUGUGGGAAAUGAUGCAUGUUGGAGUCAAAUUUCAAGAGAACAGGUUCCCAUUUUGGGCAGCAACGUGGCAUGUGGCCUGGCAUUUACAGAUUAUCAUACAGUGGUGGAUGGAUAUGGCGGUAAGGGCUACCUUAUAAGGCGUGAGGAUGAGGAGCGACUCAGUGAAAUCAUCCGGGAGGCUCAAAAGGAGACCCAAAGGGGCAAAGCAACACUUCUGAAUGUCCUGAUAGGCAAAACCAAUUUUAGAGAGGGCUCAAUCUCUGUAUAA